AUGGAGAAGCUAUCGAUCUUCGACGUCCCCCUUCUCAAGGAUGAGGUCACUCAGUAUCUCUCCAAUCGCGACCUGGCGCAUUGCUCCUGCGUUUCCAAAAAGUGGUCCACCUGGUUUAUGCCCACUCUCUGGCGUACCCUCGACUUUGGGUCCUCGGAUUUCAAUGAAUGUACUCUGCAAAAGCACCACGAUCACGUCAAGACAAUCCUCCGCCUGAGUAUCGCUCGCCUGGCCAUUGACGACUUUCUACUCUCCAAUCUCUGGUCCUUGGAGGUGUUCUCUCCGCGGCAUGUCUCUGGCGGUUAUUCAAUCCUAAUGGAGAUGUCUAGUUUACGCUUGUUCUUGGGAACUACUCCGACUGUUCUACGAACACUGAAGCUCGAACUCUGGCUCAUCGAUCUAAGCGUUCGUAAACAGCUUCUCAAGGUGCUACAACGACUUCCACAGUUGGAAGAACUUGACCUCACUUCUCGUCGAUUCCUCUACCCGCUUUUUAUACUGCAACUUUUCCAGGCCUGCAGCAACCUCGAUUCAUUGAUUCUACGCGUCAGAUCCUGCCAUACUAUACUAUAUGAAGACGAGUAUCUCCCUGAAGCUCUGAGAAAACAGGACGAGUCCACCAACCGUGACAUGGAGCAGAUGCCAGAGACCCAACUGCGAGAGCUGGGGCUUUACGUACCGUCUUUUGGGCACGAGCUCGCCAUCCUGCCUCUGCUCCUAGCACAAUGUCCACACUUGCAAGUCUUUCGACUGGGUGAUCUGAAGAUCAUGGGAGAUCUGAAGACCAAAGAAAUACUGGAACAGAUCGUAUCUGUAUUUGAAGACGACAAGUGUCCAAAAUUGCGGGACCUUGAACUAGACGGUGUUCUAGGCAAGGAUACCGAAGAACUGAACACAAGGUUUAUACGCUCGCUCGGACGAGAAAGCGGCGAUGACUCCCUCAACAGCAACGCAGGCGACGUGGAGAGACAAUGUGGGCUCGGGUCCAUAACAGCCAAGGGUACUACGGCCCUAAAAACAUUUGUGAUGGCCCUUACGCAACAUCAAGCCACUACAUUGACGUUCAUGUACAUCAUCCACUGCCGCAACACUCGGCUGACAGACUUUUCACAGAACGGUCGUACUCCGGAAGAGGAUCUGGCGCUUCACAAAGGGGACGUACCCGCACGCAAAGAGUUCACCCUUUACGUUCAAUUAUCCAUGUCCGCAGCUAAUUCCAUCGACGCACUUCGUGAGCAGCUGGCUCAAAUGACCGAACAGCUGGCUCGCCUUCAAGAACGCAACACCACUGACAGAGAUCCUCAGAUCAAGAAUCAACGCCCCAGCACUGUCUUUUAUCCUUCCGAAGCCGAGGCCCGUCGGUACCCUCCAAUCAAGCCUAAUGACCCCUUCUUCCUCUUCAAGCACAAUAUCUCUGAUGAGGAGCUCUGGGAGCUGUUCCGAGCGUACCCCAAGAACCAUGCCGUGGGCUCUUCAGCCCAAAAGGCCCACGAUACCCAGCUUCGCAUGAUCCAGAAACGGAUCGCUCACCUCACACGUUCAGUGGAUCUCUUCCUGCACAAAAUUUGGCCCUUGGAAGGCAAGGAGCACCUCGACGCCGAGGAAAUGGUGGAACUGUGCUCUACGUUUGCCAUCCUCAUUCGCGACCAACUGGCAGCGGUUGGAGGCAGGAUCACUGCCAUGCGCAUGGACAACCUCCGACCCACCCAAGGACGAGAUCAAAUUCAUCAAGACUCUCACGAACGCACUCAAGCCCGGCAAGAGUUUUCAACAACAGCAACACCGACCCGACACUCCGACGGACAAUAG
Gamsiella multidivaricata is the source of this 1809-nucleotide messenger RNA. RefSeq lists its product as uncharacterized. Gene Ontology annotation, molecular function: protein binding. The record is from RefSeq and is a predicted model, not a curated record. Bases 1 to 1809 code for a protein of 602 amino acids. Lineage: Eukaryota; Fungi; Mortierellomycota; Mortierellomycetes; Mortierellales; Mortierellaceae. The transcript has 5 exons.